Molecule: messenger RNA, 2612 nt
Organism: Drosophila erecta
Lineage: Eukaryota; Metazoa; Arthropoda; Insecta; Diptera; Drosophilidae
Exons: 3
Coding region: 184-2448 (754 amino acids)
Source: RefSeq, a predicted model, not a curated record
CGCUCAAUCAGUCGACGAGCGAGCUGGGGAGCGGAGCCGAGAGCGGUCCGACUAGCGACGUGGUGAAGUUUCAUUAUAUUUUUGGCCAAAAACAAAGGGCGACUGUGCCAACCAACGACUUUAUCCAGAAUGCCGAGCCAACAGAUUUGCUGGUGAGACAAAACGACAUGGCCCAGCUGAAAAAUGUGGGCCAAGGUAGGUGGCCGGCAAAGGGAUGCCCGCCUUUUACUUUAUACCAUCCCCUCGUUCCCUGCAGGUCAACAGGCCGUUGUGGUCGGCCCACUGCUCGCCUCGGCCAUGUUGCUCAUGGGACUGAUAUUCGCCCUGCUGGGAAUCAAGUUCUUUGGCUUCCGGCGGCGGCUGACUUUCGAGCGAUCGCAGGUGCAGCGGCAACAGCAGAAUCAGCGGAAUCAGCAGCAGCAACCGCCGCCACGUUACGCAGCUUUCGAAUCCCAGGUAAACGGCACCGAUACCGCUGUCCAUGGAGUGUUCCGACGUCGCAAUCUCGAAGAAUUCGAAAGCCCAUGGCCAUCGGCAUCAACAACGACAGGAAACAACUUCAUCAGUGGAAGUGUUCCGAAUCUGCAAGUAUGUGGUGCCAGCCCAAGGGAGCCGAAAAGCUCGAAUGAAUCACCAGUUUCCUAUCGAGAGAGGUCGGAGGCCCUACGCCAUCAACGAAAAGAGGUGCACAGUGAGCACUAUGAGUUCUACACCGCUCCACCUACCCGCAAGCCACCUUCUCCGCCAGUACAAUCACAAGUACUAGCUGAAACUGCCGCUGUAGUUUCCCUACCUAAGAUACCAGAAUCCUUGGUUACUCCACCUCCCAGGACCACGAGAGCGGCAAUUCCUCCAGCCGCCACAUCCAACCAUUCGGGGUCAGCAGCGUCUGUGGAGGCAAUUGCCGAGCCUCCCAACGAGUUGGGAAUGCCAAAUUUCGACCACUUCGCUGAGAAGUACGAAUUGUUCAGUGUAAAACCAAUGACUGCGGUCACUAGACCAACACAGCUACGGAUCAAGCACAGUGGCCGCUAUGUGAAGUUCGAGCCAGUGGAUGAUGUACCGGAAAUUCUCACUCCAGAGGAUCCCGUUCCGGAGUUACAGACUCCAGAUGAUGGUACGGGAGGAGCUAUGUCAGUGACAGCUGUUGUCCACAGGGGAGCAAUACCCAAGGAAGAACCGGAAUCGAAGGAGGAACCGCAAGCACCAAAUGAUCCCUUCGGCGGAUCCAGCCCUACAGACUCACCAUUUGUCGUGGAAAUCAUAGCAGGAAGUCCCGCGGCGGAAGCGACUCCUAGCACACAGACCUUUCAAGAUGGCUUAUUCGAAAACCUAGAACUACCGCAAGGUGAGCAGGACAGUGAUUUCGUGCGGAUACGUUCGUCAUUCGUGAUGAAUGAAGCCGACAUCCUGGAUUUGGAUCAGCUGCGGCUGCCGGCGGCCAGUAGUCCACCAGGAUUUGGCAAGAGCAUCGACGAGGACUGGGAGAACUUUGCCAACCUAGACGCCGUGUUGGAAGUGCCAGAACCCAAUUGGUCGCUGCAUCCGCAUAGCUUAGAGCAAGUGCCCACUGUGGAGACGACGCUAAGUGAGGCUACCGUCAGACUGGACAAUGUGGAACAGGUGGAGGGUCUGUUCAAUCAACUUGAGCUUAUAGAGCAGAGAAUGGAUAUCUUUGAGCCUGAGCCGCCAGCUCCCAUUAUAGAACCACCGCCCUACGAUCCUGGUCUGCCCUACCUGCCAGACUACGAAUCCCUGAUGCGGCUGGAAAACGCAAAGAGCGGCCAGAAAUUGCCCGACUACACCGAGGUAAUGGAACAAAGGUCCAAGAAAUCCAAUUAUGUCAACAGCAUUGAGGAUCUAUAUGCGGAUCUGGACGUUAAUGAGGUGGAGAUAAACGGUUCUCCAGUUAACCAGAGCAAUGAAAUCCACAAUUUUGAGGCCUUGUGCCAAGAAAUGGCUGUGGUGGUGCCAUCAGAGCGUCAAGCUCCUCAGCCCGCGCCCAGGUCCAACAAAUCAGCCAGAUCCCUCAAUGUUCGUGGUAGUACUUCUCCCCUUGCGUGCUAUCAACCUGAAGAGCUGCCCAGCUCCAGUUCCAGUGAUACCGACGGGGAGGAAGGAGCCCGAUCAGCUCCAGUACCUGCCAAACGUGAUCCGAAAGCGCUGAAAGUCCGCUUUGAUGUGGAUAAUCUCCAGUACUACCAGUCCGCCGAGGUGGUAACGUCAGGAGAGGAGUCUCAAGAGGAUGAGCCGUUGCAUCAGCCCACUCCCAUGCAGCGUUCCAUCAUCUUUGAGCCAAGCAAUACUGGACUGCCCAUCCUAUUCGGAUCCCAGGUCUCCCAGGAAGACAGUGAUGACGAUGAUGGCUUUGGACGAGCUAUCAGCCAACAUCGCUCCAUGACUGCGACACUUAGGACAAACGCUAUUAGAAACCAUACCGACGCCUAGUCCGAAAACCGGAAACUGCCGCAAGUCUUGACUUCCUUAGUAAAUACAGUAUUCUAUGUGUUAAAUUUGGCCAAAUGGCUAUGACCUAUUUAUGUACAUAAAUUUCACUGAAAAAUUGCCAUAUCAUGUUGACUACAUAAAAUAAAGUAAUAGCAGGAAAUCCA